Olea europaea var. sylvestris is the source of this 457-nucleotide messenger RNA. RefSeq lists its product as uncharacterized. The record is from RefSeq and is a predicted model, not a curated record. Lineage: Eukaryota; Viridiplantae; Streptophyta; Magnoliopsida; Lamiales; Oleaceae. Bases 87 to 398 code for a protein of 103 amino acids. The transcript is spliced from 2 exons.
AAAUGUCUCUUUCUCUCUGGUAAGUGGCGCGUGGAUGAUUCGGUGUCAAUACGCCCGAAGCUCCGCCCAUCGUUCUCUUCUUCCCUAUGUCACCAUUUCACCGUUACUCAGUAUAUAAACUUCUACGCACUCAAACUCCUUAUUCAAUCCCAGAUAUUCAGUUUUUCACUCUAAUUCAAACAAUGGGUCUCAGGAUGGUGGUGUUUAACUCGCUGGUGAAAACUAUAGGCGCACUGGUGUCUCAGCCAGUCGCCACCGUUGGGACACUGUUGUAUUACGGUGAUGUCCUCCCCCGUGACCUCUACGUGCGGCGGAUGGAGAUUCGCCGUGAAUUGCAUGAUCAGCCAGGAAAUUUUUUAUUCCAUUUUCUCUCCUGUUUCUUCAAGUGUUUUCUGUGAGUCGCCCGUCCCGCUGUCCUAAAUAAUUCCUCAGGCGGUUUUGUGUAGCUAGUAGUCUC